Neltuma alba is the source of this 1569-nucleotide messenger RNA. Its product is annotated as probable fatty acyl-CoA reductase 4. Gene Ontology annotation, molecular function: alcohol-forming very long-chain fatty acyl-CoA reductase (NADP+) activity. The transcript has 10 exons. Lineage: Eukaryota; Viridiplantae; Streptophyta; Magnoliopsida; Fabales; Fabaceae. Gene Ontology annotation, biological process: long-chain fatty-acyl-CoA metabolic process; suberin biosynthetic process. Gene Ontology annotation, cellular component: intracellular membrane-bounded organelle. Bases 27 to 1478 code for a protein of 483 amino acids. The record is from RefSeq and is a predicted model, not a curated record.
ACUUCAUUCCUACAGUAUAUGUGGAUAUGGCAAGCGUACACCACUUUUUCAAACAAAAGACCGUUUUAGUUACUGGAUCCACCGGCUUCUUAGCAAAAGUUUUUGUAGAGAAGUUAUUAAGGAUUCAAUCAGAUGUGAAGAAAGUGUAUCUUCUUAUCAGAGCAUCAGAUGAUAAUGCAGCCGCAAAACGUUUCUGUGAUGAUAUCAUAGGAAAGGAUUUGUUCAGGGUUCUACGAGAUGAGAUGGGAGAAGAUUUUGAUUCUUACAUAUCAGAAAAGGUAGCUGCAGUUGCAGGUGACGUUUCUGCUGGAAACUUGGGACUUAAUGAUGAAAACCUUGAAAAGCUGUUGGGAGAAAUACAAGUUAUUGUGAACUCAGCUGCAGUUACCCAAUUUGAUGAAAGAUUUGACGUUGCAAUGAAUGUUAACACGAUGGGCGCUCUGAAUGUCUUAAACUUCGCAAAGAGGUGUCAAAAGAUACAAGUUCUUCUCCACGUAUCAACUGCAUAUGUGUGUGGGGAGGCUAAGGACAAAGAAGUAGUAAUACGGGAAGAACCCUUUAAGAUGGGACAUGCCUUGAAGAAGGUUGCAGAAUUAGACAUUCACGCGGAACUCGGUUUUAUGAAGAAAAGAAUGCAACAGCUCGAAGAGGAGAAUGCUGAUGCAAAGGCCAUCUCAGCUGCAAUGAAAGAUUAUGGACUUAAGAGGGCAAACUUAUAUGGAUGGCCAAACACUUACGUAUUUACAAAAGCAAUGGGAGAAAUGUUUCUGUCACAUCUCAAAGAUCAGAUUCCGCUAGUCAUCCUACGCCCAACCAUGGUGACCAGUACCUACAAAGAACCCUUUCCUGGCUGGAUUGAAGGUUUCAGAACAGUGGAUGCCGUAAUCGGUGGCUAUGGCAAAGGAAAAUUAACUUGCUUUCUGGGUAAUCCUAAGACAAUUUUAGACUUGAUACCUGCGGACAUAGUAGUAAACUGUAUGAUGGCAGCAAUGGCGAAACAUUCGAAUGAAGCUUCAGAGAAUUACACAUACCAUGUUUGUUCUUCGUCAAGAAAUCCUUUUAGACUUUCAUCUCUUCCUAAUAUCUUGUCUCUUUAUUUCAAGAAUAACCCACUGACCACCAAAAAUGGAAAGCCUUUGAUGAUUCGAUCCAAGGCAACAUUAGCAAGCAACGCUCAUUUCCAUAUGUAUUUGCUGAUUCAAUAUCUGCUACCACUCACGGGAUUAAAUUUAGCGAACAAAGUGCUUUGCGGAGGCUUCCAAGAUGCUUACAAUGGCAACCACAGGAAAAUCAAAAUGCUGACACGAAUGGCUGAGCUUUACAAACCUUACGUGUUUUUCAAGGCUACCUUCGACGACAGCAACACAGAAAAGCUAAGGAAGGCAACAAAGUGGUGGGAGGGCGUUGGAAGUAUUGAUUGGAGUGAGUACAUGAUGGACGUGCACAUUCCUGGCCUCGUCAAGUAUGCAAUUAAGUAAUCCUCCAAGUGAUUUCCCCAAAUUGAUUAAAUCAAUAAAAUAAAUUGUACUAGACCAAGGUGUUUUUUUUUUGGGGGAAGAUUGAAAAAAA